AUGCGUGAUGCCGAGACUGGUAACGCCCAUGGGUCGGACCAUGUCCUCGUCCGUACACGCCUGAAAGUUCAUCUCUCAUCCGCACCAAAAAUGCCACGUCCUAUACGCCUUAAUGUCGCAAAAAUCCGGCAAGCCAGCACUGCCGAGGCCCUAAGCAGAGAAAUCCGGACCUGUUUUACGGCCCGAGCCGACGGAGAAGUCAGUAACCAGUGGUCUUCACUAAAGACAUCAGUCUAUGGGGCAGCAGCGAAAAUCCUUGGAUACACCCAGCGACGCCGCAGUGACUGGAUCAGCGGAAGAACCCUGCAGUUGUCUGCUCAGACGGCUAGAGCCAGGUCCCGCAACGAUGACUACUUCCGCCAACUUCGGAAUAUGACGGCAAAAUCGGCCAGGGAUGACCGGAAACAAUAUUGGGCUGAAAUAGCGACAUCCAUGGAACAGGCCUCGAACGUUGGUGACACUCGAAAGCUCUACCGUCUGAUCCGCCAAGUUAGCGGUAAGCCCUCUACACUGAGUGACUCUAUUCGCGAUGUAAACGGCGGCUUUAUUGCUGACAACUCGGCCAAAGUCGAGCGCUGGCGCGAGCACUUUGAGCACCAUCUCAACUUCGAUACCCAACCUACAUCGCCCUUGUUCUCCUCCUCAGCGGAGUUUCUUCCCUCUCCUACCUAUGCAGUGCCAUGCGAUCCCCCCUCCGAGGAAGAAGUCGCCGAUGCCAUACGAAAGUUGCGCAACAAUAAGGCACACGGAGAGGACGGUAUACCCGCUGAAAUCUUUAAGUCUUGUGUCGACACUCUGGCGCCCUGGCUCCAUGAGGUGAUUGAACGAGCGUGGAGAGACGAGGUUGUUCCUGAUGACUGGGGCUUAGGCAUCCUUGUGCCUAUCCUCAAGAAGGGAGAUAAGACGAGAUGCGAGAACUACCGCGGCAUAAGUCUCAUCGACGUUGCUGCGAAGAUCUUCGCUAUUGUCCUACUCAGGCGAUUCCAGGCUGUGCGUGACUCAAGGACGAGGCCCAACCAAGCCGGAUUUCGUGCUGGACGUGGAUGCGCAGAUCUGAUAUUCACACUGAGGCGCAUUCUCGAAUUUCGCCAUAGCUACCAACAACCGACGGCCAUCUGCUUCGUUGACUUUGCCGCCACGUUCGAUUCCGUUCACCGUGAGUCCCUGUGGCGGAUAAUGGCGCUAGAUGGUGUACCGGCAAAAAUCAUCGCCAUGAUCAAGGCCUACUAUCGUUCCACUACUGCGAGAGUCCUGGUCCGUAACAAUCUUUCCCAACCGUUCGGUAUUCGAUCUGGCGUCCGACAGGGUUGUAUCCUGUCACCCAUACUCUUCAACUACGCUAUUGACUGGAUCCUCGGGAGGGCCCUACGCGACAGUGACGGCGUUGAAUUUGCACCCGGACAUCGACUGACUGAUCUCGACUAUGCCGAUGAUAUCGCCUUACAGUCUAUGGUGUCACGGGUGAACGAGGUCGCUAAAUCAGUUGGUUUGUCCAUAAACGCUGGGAAGACCAAAGUAUUCUCAAGCUGCAUCCCUGACCAGGAGAAGGCACCCCUGGGGAUUGAUGGCUGUCAACUUGAAGAAGUGGACAGUUUUAAAUACCUCGGGGUGCGGCUGCUGCCUAAUGAACAGAGUAAGGACGACAUUGUCUCCCGAAUAGAUGCUGCCCGCUGGGUUUUUUCAAGCCUUCGGAAAUGCUUUUGGAACCGACGUGACCUCUCCAUCGCCACUAAGAUUCGCGUGUACCGUUCAUCUGUUCGGUCUGUCCUUCUCUACGGUUGCGAAUGCUGGGCUUUGCGCGUGGCGGAUGAGCGAAAACUGGAGGUAUUUGACCACCACUGCUUGAGGAUCAUCCUUCCAGUGAAGUUAACCGACUUCGUCUCAAAUGAGAUAGUCCGCGCUCGCUGCGACAACAUCGCGAGGAUAACUCAGGCCAUCCAAGAAAGACGACUGAGGUGGUUCGGGCAUGUUCUUCGUCGUCCACCUCAGGAGCUCAGUGUUACUGCCCUCGAUCCGGCGCCGUUGCCCCAUUGGAGGCGUCGAAGAGGGGGUCAGUUCAAAACCUGGCUCGACACUGUCCGUCAAGACAUGGAGGUGGUUAUUGGACCUUCGGUAUUCGGUCUCCGUCGUUGGCGAAGGGAAUGGGUUGAGCUGUCUAGAUCUGCUGCCGCUGAUCGUCACGCGUGGAGAGGUACAAUUCGGGACCUCAUCGAGGCCGGCUAG
Messenger RNA from Spirometra erinaceieuropaei, 2223 nucleotides. The record is from the annotation of a GenBank genome assembly. NCBI's taxonomy places the organism in Eukaryota, Metazoa, Platyhelminthes, Cestoda, Diphyllobothriidea, Diphyllobothriidae.